AUGGCAGACAACAUAAUGGAUGUUAGUCAUGGUUUGUAUGACCUGGAACUGUGUGUCUUUUUCAACAAGCCCGGAUGCAUGCGUCUCUGUCGAUCCCACAAGCAUGGUCUGGAAGUCAUUCAACCAUACAAAGCAUUCUCUGUCCCCGACCUUUUCUUUGUCACCGUCACAUCCAGAAAGUACCUGGCCUCCCAAGGCGAUAGAGUGUCUCCAGUCGAGGGUGGAAGCCUUCGUAAGAGAUGGUGGGUUUUGUUCUUCCGAUAUAGAAACCCCGUGCAAGACGGGUUUGGUUUCGUUUCAUCUAGACUGAUUUUAUGA
Molecule: messenger RNA, 318 nt
Organism: Aspergillus oryzae RIB40
Lineage: Eukaryota; Fungi; Ascomycota; Eurotiomycetes; Eurotiales; Aspergillaceae
Exons: 2
Coding region: 1-318 (105 amino acids)
Source: RefSeq, a predicted model, not a curated record